CUGCUCGAGAACCAGAAGACAGAAAGGAUGUGGGUGACCAACGUCGUAUAUCUGUGCCUGUUGGCAGUUGCGGCCUCCGGAGAAGACAAGAAGAAGCUGAGCAGCCAUGCCACCACCAUGGCUGACAAGAGCGCCAACCUGGCCUUCAGUCUCUACCACACGGUGGCCAAGGAGAAGGGCCUUGACAACAUCCUGAUAUCCCCUGUGGUGGUGGCCUCCUCCCUGGGCAUGGUGGCCCUCGGGGGCAAGGCAUCCACUGCCUCCCAGGUCAAGUCUAUCCUCAGCGCUGACGCCCUGAAGGAUGAGCACCUGCAUACAGGCCUGUCAGAGCUCCUGACUGAGGUCAGUGACCCCAAGACCCGUAACAUCACAUGGAAGAUCAGCAACCGCCUCUACGGCCCCAGCUCGGUCACCUUCGCCGAAGACUUUGUGAAGAGCAGCAAGAAGCACUACAACUACGACCACUCCAAGAUCAACCUCAGGGACAAGAGGAGCGCAGUGAACUCGCUCAACGAAUGGGCUGCCAAGUCGACAGACGGCAAGCUGCCUGAGAUCACCAAGGAUGUGCAGAAUGCUGACGGAGCCAUGAUCGCCAACGCUAUGUUCUUCAAGCGUAAGUAGAGUUAUUCAAAAAUACCCAGUAGCCUAGUAGUUAGUAUCUUCAACUACUGCUAUUACUGUUGAUGUUGGGGAGUAUUAAACAGUGAGAUUGUGAGAUGUGAAUAUCUUUAGAAAACAACAUUAUCCUCUGUCUCCAGCUCACUGGGAUGAGAAGUUCCAUGAGAAGAUGGUAGACAACCGUGGCUUCCUGGUGACCCGUUCAUUCACAGUCUCUGUUCCCAUGAUGCAUCGCACUGGUAGGUUUCACUAACCUUUUGAAUAGAGACAUACCAUACAAUAAGCCUUAAUAUAAGACAUUAUCUACAACAUUAUCAAGAUAACUUGACUCAUCUAUUCUCAUCCCAUGACUGUGUUCCACAGGUCUCUAUAAGUUCCAUGAUGACACAGAGAACAGGUUGUUUGUGCUGGACAUGCCCCUGGGCCAGAAGCAGUCCAGCCUGGUGUUCAUCAUGCCCUAUCACCUGGAGCCCCUUGACAGGCUGGAGAAGCUGCUGACCCGCAAGCAGCUGGAAACCUGGAUGGGCAAGAUGGAGGAGAGGGCCGUGGCCAUCUCUCUGCCCAAAGUCAGCGUGGAGGUUAGCCACAACCUCCAGGUAAACACAUCAUUGCGAUUAUAUUGUUUGCAAUAGAUUUAAGGGUUGUUAAUGACUUAUCUCAUAAACUACGACUCAACUCGCAAGCUUGACUAUGAAAGAACAUAUUUGACUUACAUAUUAACCAUUUAUCCAUGUUUCACUCUCUAUUGUACACUUCUCUCCAGAAAACUCUUGGUGAACUUGGUCUGACCGACGCUGUGGACAAAACCAAGGCCGAUUUGUCCAACAUCUCUGGCAAGAAGGACCUUUACCUCUCCAACGUGUUCCACGCCUCUUCCAUGGAGUGGGACAUCGAGGGGAACCCCUUCGACACCAGCAUCUUCGGAAGCGAGAAGCUGAGGAACCCCAAGUUGUUCUACGCUGACCAUCCCUUCAUCUUCCUGGUGAAGGACAACAAGACCAACUCCAUCCUCUUCAUCGGCAGAAUGGUGCGACCCAAAGGAGACAAGAUGCGUGACGAGUUAUAAAAGUUAAUGGAUAGUUUGAGAGUUAAGGUUACUGAUUGAAUCAUGCCAGGAAAUAGUAUGUGUACAGAAUGUGUAUUAUGGUAUGACUGUUACCUCAAGAACACAUUCCAAUAGGUCAUCUGUGGACUGAAUAUCUGGGCCUUAAUUAAGCACUCCCAGGGAACAGGAGUGUAUACGUUCGAAUGAAUGCUGUUUGGCCUUUGCAAUGCGCCAUAAUUAAUAACGUUGUUCAAGUCUGCAUUUGAACACAUUUCAGGAAAAAGCCAAACACCACAAGUGCCUUUUUAGAGUACCUGAACAUUGAAUAGCAGACGACCCGACAGCAUGCUUAUAUUAAGUAUGAUCGCUCUUAUUUUUGCCUUCCAUAAAAUCUGACAUUUUCCACCAUUCUUUUCACCAGUAUAGGUUUGGCUUCUCUCUCUUAUUUUGAGUUUGUGAUAUGUGUGGUUAGUUGCAUUAUCUUUAAUGUUUAAAGAAAAAAAGAUUGUUGCAGAAGUGUACUACAAGCUAAUUUCAUGUGUUACUGUCUUCCACUUUCCACCAUGCAAAGUACAUUUCUCAUGCUUUCACAGUUGUUUUAGCCUCCCAGCUGCACUGAAACUGUUCCUCGGCACUCUUUGAUUUAAUUGAAUUAUCAAUGCCAUUUGCCAAUCAAACUGUGUGACUUUUUAUUUUGUAGGCAUUUACCACAAAACCUUGGAAUGUUACCAUAAUGCAAUGUUGUGUCCUUUUGACUAUUUUUCAAUAAAAAGAAACAUAAAAUGAA
Molecule: messenger RNA, 2450 nt
Organism: Coregonus sp. 'balchen'
Lineage: Eukaryota; Metazoa; Chordata; Actinopteri; Salmoniformes; Salmonidae
Source: the annotation of a GenBank genome assembly